AAAAUCAAAAACUUAUCUAACAAUAUCUUACAAAGUCCAGACAAAUUUAAUAAUUUACCAUACUUACUAUAAUUGUAGUAACAAAAAAUAAAUGAAUAAAAAAUGGAAAAAGCAAAAUGGUGAAAAAACGGUGAGUGAAGUAAAGCCUUCUCUUCUCUUCUCUCUAAACAAAAAGAAAUCAUCCGAUCUGACACACACAGCCACACGCUCUCUUCUUUUUCUCCUCUCCUUAUACAUACAUACCCCAAAACAAUGGCGGUUUUGUUCUCUCUUCAUUAACUAAACUUAGCAUAAUAAUAAUAAAUCAAUACUAGUAGUAGUAGUAAAUUAAUUAUUACUACUAUUCUAUUACUAUUUCAGUCGCAAAAAGACCACGGUCGUCGCCGCCACCAACUACCCCACAAAAAAAAUCCAUUCAACAAAAACCCGACCCGGUUCAUCUCUCACUUUUUCCAUUACUAUUUUUUUAUAAAGAAGUUUUUCAGCACACUGUUUUCUUGUCCCCUCUCUUCAAAAAAGAUAACAAACAUCUACUACGUUUUAUCCUUGGUCGUUUUCUGUUACAACGUUCGUUUCACUUUCUUCUUCUUCUGUAGUACUUCUAGUUAUAGUUACCACUCACUCACUUACUCACUAACCUCCAUUUUCUCGAGAUCCGGUUCUCUUUGGGAUUCGUUUCAUCUUUAACUGAGAUCUGUUCAGUUUUUAAGGUUAUUGCUAAAUUUGGUGCUGAAAACGUUCUUGUAUCAUGGUUCAAGAUGUGAACUUGAAGUUGAUUAUGUUCGAAUGAAGACUAUUGUUUUCUAUACUCAGCUUGAUUUUGGUUGAAGAUUCAAUCUUUUCUUCUAGUUGAAGAAAUUUACUAUCUGGGUGUUUGAGUUUUUUUGGGUUGGUGAAGGGAAGAUAAAGAUAAGAAGAAUGAUAUUGUGGAGUUGGAAAGAUAUAAGAAAAAAGGAUUUGUUUUUGGUUUUUGUGGGUUCAAUUUGUGUAGUUGAAAAUCAUUGAUUUUUGGGUUUGGUUUUUAACUUUUAAGGUUUCAAGUUGUUGAAUUGAAAUGAAACUUUCUUCAGCUGGGUUUAGUCCUCCACCUGAGGAAGGAGAAAAACGGGUUCUAGAUUCGGAACUUUGGCAUGCUUGUGCUGGUCCUCUUGUUUCUUUGCCGGCUGAUGGAAGCCGCGUCGUUUACUUUCCACAAGGCCACAGUGAACAGGUUGCUGUAUCUACCAACAGGGAAGUUGAUACUUAUAUCCCGAAUCCAAGUUUACCUCCUCAACUUAUUUGUCAACUUCAUAAUUUGACUAUGCAUGCAGAUACGGAGACAGAUGAAGUGUAUGCGCAGAUGACCUUGCAGCCUCUAAAUCCUGAAGAGCAAAAAGAGGCAUAUCAUCCUGCAGAGUUGGGAACGGCAAACAAACAGCCAACAAACUACUUCUGCAAAAUUUUGACAGCCAGUGAUACAAGUACUCACGGUGGAUUCUCUGUUCCUCGCCGGGCAGCUGAAAAAGUUUUUCCUCCACUGGACUUUUCACAACAGCCUCCUGCUCAAGAGUUGAUUGCAAGGGAUUUACAUGGUAAUGACUGGAAAUUCAAACAUAUCUUCCGAGGUCAGCCCAAGAGGCAUUUACUUACAACGGGGUGGAGUGUCUUUGUGAGUGCUAAAAGACUAGUUGCUGGUGAUUCAGUGCUGUUUAUAUGGAAUGAAAAAAAUCAAUUGCUUCUUGGCAUUCGGCGUGCUAAUCGACCCCAACAUAUGAUGCCUUCAUCAGUGUUGUCAAGUGAUAGCAUGCACUUAGGGUUGCUGGCUGCUGCAGCUCAUGCAGCUGCAACGAACAGUCGUUUCACCAUUUUCUAUAAUCCACGUGCUAGCCCAUCUGAAUUUGUCAUACCCCUAGCAAAGUAUGUUAAAGCUGUAUAUCAUACUCGAGUUUCAGUUGGUAUGCGCUUCAGGAUGCUUUUUGAAACAGAGGAAUCUAGUGUUCGGCGAUACAUGGGAACAAUAACUGGCAUCAGUGACCUGGAUUCUGUCCGGUGGCCAAAUUCACAUUGGCGUUCAGUAAAGGUUGGCUGGGACGAAUCCACUGCAGGUGAGAGGCAACCUAGAGUGUCUCUAUGGGAAAUUGAGCCACUAACAACAUUUCCGAUGUAUCCAUCUCCAUUCCCCCUUAGGCUUAAAAGACCAUGGCCUCCAGGAUUGCCUGCAUUCCAUGCAGGCUUGAAGGAUGAUGAUUUUGGCAUGAAUUCUCCAUUAUUGUGGCUACGAGAUGCAGAUAGAGGGCUUCAGACUCUUAAUUUUCAAGGGAUGGGUGUUAACCCUUGGAUGCAGGCAAGGCUCGAUCCGUCCAUGAUGAAUAUGCAACCAGACAUGUACCAAGCUAUGGCAGCUGCUGCACUUCAGGAUAUGAGGACUUUAGAUCCUUCUAAACAGCAUCCUGCAUCCUUACUUCAAUUUCAGCAGCCACAGAAUUUCCCCAAUGGUAAUGCUGCUUUAAUGCAAAACCAGAUGUUGCAGCAAUCUCAACCUCAGCAAGCUUUUUCAAAGAAUCAAGAAAGUCAGCUUCCAUCUCAGUCUCAGGCUCAAACACAAAAUUUUCAGCAGCUUCUUCAGAAUCAGCACUCAUUCACUAAUCAAAGUUAUCAUCAUCUGCAGCAACAGCAACAACUACAACAACAGCAACAACAGCAACAGCAGCAGCAACAACAACAACAACAGCAGCAGCAACAGCAACAACAGCAGCAGCAGCAGCAACAAGUUGUAGAUCGUCAGCAAAUUUCAAAUGCUGUCUCUACAAUGUCUCAGUUUGUUUCUGCACCACAAUCUCAAUCAACACAGCCCAUGCAAGCUAUCUCUUCAAUUGGCAAUCAACAACAUUUUUCUGAUUCAAAUGGGAACCCUGCAACUACUGCUAUUGUUUCUCCUUUGCACAAUAUGUUAGGUUCAUUUCCUAAUGACGAAACAUCUCACCUUCUCAACCUUCCUAGACAAAACUCUUGGGUUCCUGUUCAAUCAUCAACUGCAUGGCCCUCGAAACGCAUUGCAGUUGAUCCUCUCCUUUCUUCCGGAGCAUCUCAUUAUGUUCUCCCUCAAGUCGAGCAGCUAGGGCAGUUACAAACUACCAUUUCUCAAAAUGGCAUUACCUUGCCCCCAUUUCCUGGUAGGGAGUGUACAAUAGAAGGGAACACUGAUCCACAAAACCAUCUGUUGUUUGGUUUUAACAUAGAGCCCUCAUCACAUCUAGUUUAUAAUGAGAUGUCAAAUCUUAAGAGGGUCAAUAGCAACUGUGACUCAUCAGCUGUACCUUUUCAAUCUUCUACGUACCUGAAUACCACAGGUGCCGAUUCUUCAUUGAAUCCUGGAAUGACACACAGCAUUGGUGAGUCGGGCUUCCUGCAAACUCCAGAAAAUGGAGGUCAAGGGAACCCACCAAACAAAACCUUUGUGAAGGUUUACAAAUCAGGGUCCUUCGGAAGAUCGUUGGAUAUCACUAAAUUCUCCAACUACCCCGAGCUACGCAGUGAGCUUGCUCGCAUGUUUGGGCUUGAAGGUGAGUUGGAGGACCCUGUAAGAUCAGGCUGGCAGCUUGUAUUUGUUGAUCAGGAGAAUGAUGUUCUUCUCCUCGGUGAUGGUCCAUGGCCGGAAUUUGUAAAUAGUGUAUGGUGUAUCAAGAUACUUUCCCCUCAAGAAGUGCAACAAAUGGGGAACAAUGGUCUAGAGCUUCUGAACUCAGCUCCAACUCAGAGGCUCUCCAAUGGAAUCUGUGAUGACUACACCGGCCGCGAGGACUCUAAUUUAAGCACCGGGUUAACAACUGUGGGGUCUUUAGACUACUGAAUGUUGUGACAACAAAUACUGUGAAUUUCUAUUCUCUUGUAUUAUUAUUACUCUUACUUCUCAAACCCUCUAAAAAUGGUGGGAAGUGGUUCCUAGUUGUAGUUUAUAGCUUACUCAUAAGCCUUUUGUUUUUCAGUUUUUACUUGCCUAAAACAAUUGAUGAGCUAAACACUUAGCUAUAUGGCAUUUUCUCAUUGUAGUUUUCUAUAAUAUAUUGAUCACUUUUAGGAACUCAA
This is a messenger RNA of Trifolium pratense (red clover), 4065 nucleotides long. RefSeq names its product auxin response factor 6-like. NCBI's taxonomy places the organism in Eukaryota, Viridiplantae, Streptophyta, Magnoliopsida, Fabales, Fabaceae. Gene Ontology annotation, cellular component: nucleus. The record is from RefSeq and is a predicted model, not a curated record. The transcript has 14 exons. Bases 1055 to 3829 code for a protein of 924 amino acids. Gene Ontology annotation, molecular function: protein binding; DNA binding. Gene Ontology annotation, biological process: response to hormone; regulation of DNA-templated transcription.